This is a messenger RNA of Podospora pseudocomata, 2280 nucleotides long. RefSeq lists its product as uncharacterized. Lineage: Eukaryota; Fungi; Ascomycota; Sordariomycetes; Sordariales; Podosporaceae. Bases 1 to 2280 code for a protein of 759 amino acids. The transcript has a single exon. The record is from RefSeq and is a predicted model, not a curated record.
AUGAGGUCACCAACCGCUGUGACGGCCGAUGAUCACCAACGCUACCAGUACAAACCCCUUCCAACAGGAACAUCCAUCAGGGUACUCCAAAUCAAGGGUGUACAAGAGGGAAAGCUCUGCAUUUCUCUCGAGUUGAUCGAUCUUGCGGACGACCCUUUCUUCUACGCCCUAUCCUAUACUUGGGGCAACCCUCAUGCCAAUGGCGUGGACUUCACCGAGCACUUCAACGCCGUCUCGGGCGAGUACACCAGCGAGUCAAAAACCGAGACUGUUUGUCACGGAAAAAGCAUUUACAUACAGACCAACUUGGCCGAUUUUCUUCAGGAGCUCCAGAGCUCUCUCGAACAGCAAGACAGUCCCUUCCAAAUACCCCGCAGUCAUGAAUUCCGGAUCUGGGUUGACGCUGUCUGCAUCAACCAAGAUGAUCUCGAAGAGCGGGCUUUCCAGGUUCAGAUGAUGGGAGAUGUGUACCGAAAAGCGGCCCGGACAAUCAUCUGGCUGGGUCGUGGAGAUCAGUACACCACAGACGCUGUCGAGGCCAUUUCAAAAUUGGCAGCAUGUCCCCAAGACGUCUUUGUUCAAAGCAAUAUUACCCCCUUUCGCCAGCAAGAACCUGAUGUCUACACCGCGAGUGGUGUGCCCUACAUUAGUUGGAUGGAGUGGUGCAGUUUAGCCGCUUUUUUCAAAAGACAGUGGUUUUCCCGCUUGUGGAUUGUCCAGGAGGUCAUCCUCUCCCGAGAGCUCUCUCUGAUGUGCGGCAGUCACCAGAUUUGCUGGGAAGUCCUAGUGACAGCAGCACGCACCGUUGAGGCUCGCUGCAAAGUCCUGGGCUUCAGUCCCAGCACUCUCUUCAUGCAAGCUCACGAAAUUGCAGUUGCCUUGGAGCACAAUACCGUCCAGUUGGCCCGCUGGAGAGAUUUCUACUAUGGCACCUCGGCACCGGAACCACAGACCAGGAUGACUUUUGAGAACCUCAUCUACGAUACCUGGAUCUUUUCAGCCACCGAUCCCCGCGAUAAAGUCUAUGGCAUGUUUGGACUGAUGAAGACGGAUCUCAAGGCAAAGAUGGCUGUGGAUUACACCAGUCCUGUCGAGCUUGUCUAUGCACUGACGACCAAACACAUGAUCGACCAUUACUCGUCACUGCAAAUCCUGUCAUGUGUUCAAGACGCUUCUAUCAGAAGGAUCAAACCCUCCCCAUCAUGGACGCCCGAUCUCUCACUGCCAUACUUCAACAUGAUGUGCUCGAAUGGCUUCUUCUGCGCGGCUGGGCUGGAGAACAAGACACCGCAGCUUCUGCCUUCAUCGUCCUGGGACCGCCUGAAGUUGAAGGGCUGCCUAUUUGACACCAUCGUGGAGACGGGAAAUGACAGAACGAACCACGUCAAUUCCUCUGUUUUGCUUGAUCCCUCUUGGUUUGAAUUGUGCAUGUUGCUCUCGCAACCCUAUCAACAUACAGGGGAGCCACGAACAGAGGUUCUUUGGAGGACCCUGUGCGCGAACCAAACUUCUGAAUCUGUUGUCCCUGCUCCGAAGGACUAUGGGAUUCUUUUCAAAGAGUUAUUGUCAGCGAUGAUCAUGGUCAGGGCAGAGAUUGAGUCAGAGGCAUAUGCAGAGGACCAAGCCAAGCAGGAAGCCAGAGGUGAUCCUGGGCCGCCACCGGAUUGCUGCACAGGCUUUAUGGAUGCACUGGGUAAGGCUAAAGAAAAGUGGACAUUCGCCGAGUUCGACACAUUGGGCCGGGAGGAAAUCCUGCGUCAUCUCUGCCAGAGACCGAGAUUCCUGAGCUCUGAUCGGCAUGGCUGGUUGAUUUAUACUCUGACAAAACUCCAGAUCUUGGCUUCAACGGAAGACAACCCAAAUACACCAAACUGGGAGGAGCUGGAACAGUUCUUUUACAACCCAACUUAUGUCAUGAGAAGAAAGAAGGGCCAUGACAUUGUGCUCGUUCGACAAAACGAUGAGCGAUUCUCGGCUAGUUUUCAUAAGAGAUAUGGGAAGCACAAGUUGUUUCUGACGGAAAAGGGGUAUCUUGGACUGGGGCCAGCGAGCGCCAAAGUGGGAGAUGUUGUUGCGAUUCUGGCUGGUGCAGAGGGGCCUUUUAUUCUGCGCCAUGGCCAUCCAGGAUGUGACAUUGGAGAAGAAAACCAGGAGGAACGGAAAGAAAAAGAGGGAGAGAAUGAAGUGAUGAGUCUUGUGGGGCAGGCGUAUGUUCAUGGCAUCAUGAACGGUGAAGCUGUGGAGGAAGGCUUUAAGCUUCGAGAAAUCGAACUGGCUUGA